UGUGUGUGUGACAGAGGAAAGAGGAAGUUGUGUGCAGUUGAAAGGCUUCCUCCCCUGUGCAGGGUUGCAGAACAGCAGCAGCGGCGCGGAGGAAAGAACGAGAGACGCAGACGACACGAGAGACGCUCGCUGGACAUCCUGAAGAAGCAGGAAGACCUCAAAGGUCAAAGCAGAGAGAGGCACUCCACUGAUGAACUCCCCUUCAGACGCAGGACACUUAGUGAGCAGUUCAUCACUUCUGCAUUGAGUUUAGAUCGAGUCUGUUGGACGGUUAGUGCUGGGUUUGUAGAUCAUGGAUGUGUCAGGAGGGUUUUAGGUCUCUAUCGCUGCUGAUCUGAGGAGAGUUGGCUGGAGAUGGAGCUGUGGAGACAGUGUGCCGGAUGGCUGAUCCAGUGCCGAGUGCUUCCUGAGAACCACAGAGUCACCUGGGACAGCGCACAGGUGUGUGAUCUGGCCCAUGCGCUCAGAGAUGGAGUGUUACUCUGUCAGCUGCUCAAUAACCUGCUGCCUCAGUCUGUCAACCUGCGCCAGAUUAACCUACGACCCCAGAUGUCUCAGUUCUUGUGUCUGAAGAACAUCAGGACGUUCCUGUGUGCCUGUCAGGAGAAAUUUGGCAUGAGGAAGAACGAGCUUUUCGAGGCCUUCGAGCUGUUUGAUGUCAGAGACUUCGCGAAGGUGAUCGACACACUGUCCAUCCUGUCCCAAACACCACUGGCCCUGCAGAGCGGAUUCCGGCCGUUUCCAGAUGAAGCGUGUGUCGGAGAUGACGACAUCUACACCGGCCUCUCGGACCAGAUCGAUGACACGGUGGAGGAAGAUGAUGAUCUUUACGACUGUGUGGAGGAAGACGAGAAUGAGGGAGAUGAUAUUUAUGAAGAUCUGAUGAGGACGGAGGAACCAGAAAUACAGCAGAAGGUUGAAGUGGACAAGAGGAGCUGCUGUCUUCAGGAGAUCAGACAGACAGAGGAGAAAUACACCAACACACUGGAAUCAAUACUUCAGCACUUUCUGAAACCCCUGCAGCCUUUCCUUCAGCCCGAGGACAUCGAGAGCAUCUUCAUCAAUAUUCAAGAUCUGGCCGAGACUCAUCGCUCUCCUGCUUCACGAGGUGCAGGAGUCUAUCCUGCGUUUACGAGCCGAGAAUCUCUUUCAGAUCUUCAUCGACUACAAGGAGAG
Carassius auratus (goldfish) is the source of this 1176-nucleotide messenger RNA. Its product is annotated as proto-oncogene vav-like. Gene Ontology annotation, molecular function: protein binding; guanyl-nucleotide exchange factor activity. Lineage: Eukaryota; Metazoa; Chordata; Actinopteri; Cypriniformes; Cyprinidae. Gene Ontology annotation, biological process: cell migration; regulation of GTPase activity. Gene Ontology annotation, cellular component: cytoplasm. The annotation marks the transcript as partial. The record is from RefSeq and is a predicted model, not a curated record. The transcript has 9 exons.